GCUUAUCACAAGAAAUUGUAUGCAAUAUUUUAUAGAAAUAUGUUUUUUAUAUUUCUAGUGGCAAUACUGUCAUUCAAAAUUCUAACCUUACUAUCUUAUGAGUAGAAAUACAGCAUGAGUUGUAUUACAUUAUAAAACUUUACUUUGAAGAUAUGGAAUACUUACUAGGGGUGUGUAACUCUUCUAAUAAUUCUACAAUUAAUUGUUGGAAUUAUACAACUGGAAAUGUUGAACAUGUUUAUUCAAGUAAACAUAAAGCAUUAAAUAACAGUUUGUGUUUACUACAAAAAGAUUACGUUCUAAUAGCAGAAUUAAAUAAACCAUUAUUACAUUUAUGGUCCAUCAACAGUCAAGAAUCACAAUUAAGAUUGAUAUUGCCUGAUAAAGCUGAAGCAAUAUGCAUUGAUAAUACAUGUACGUACUUAGUAGUUGGAAUAGGAGUAAGUGUUUAUAUCUGGAUGAUUUGCUCAGGAGAGUUAUUAAAUGUUUUACAAAAAAAUUAUCAACCUAUAUCUUGUAUAAAAAUUUCUAACACUCAACAUAUUGUGAUUGCUGGAAAGGAUGGUAUCCUUACAACAUAUAAUUUUGAUGAUGCAGUCUCGAAGAUAAUAAAUAGAAAUUCUGAACCUUUAUAUGUCAAAAAUGAUCAUGCAGAUGCAAUAACUGAUUUGGAUAUUGGUCUAUUUGGGAGUCAUUCUCGUCUGGUUUCAGUGUCCUUGGACCAAACUUGUAGAAUGUAUGAUUUAGAAAGUGGGGACCCAUUGCUAGUGUUUGCAUUUAACUCCCCCUUAACAUCAAUUGUAUUAGAUGCUACAAGUUGGAAUGUUUACAUUGGCGACAAUAAUGGGAAAAUAAAUGUUAUUGAAAUAAAAGGUGAUAUAAAAAUGCAACACAUAGACGACCAUGAAAACGCAUUUGAAGGCCACUCUAAGAAGAUCACAUCCAUGGAUAUAAAUUUAACUCAUAAUUUAUUAGCAACCGCUUCAGAAGAUUGUUCUAUUAUCAUUUGGGAUUUAAAAACGCGGAAGCAAAUUAGAGUUUUUAAACAAGAAUUACCACCUUCGGGGUUAUUAUUUAUUUCCGGUCAUAGUAAUAUUCAUUCAAAAACGUUUACUCCUAAAUUACAAGUACAAGGGUUAAAGAAAACACAAUUAGACGAUUUGGGAACAGUGUUUGUUGUUCAAAAUGAUGAUAUAAGCAUUGAUGAGAAAUAUAAUAAUGUAAUAAUGGGUGGUUUAAGAAGUUGUUCGAAUAAUAAUGUAGAAGAAUUGGAAAUUGUUAAUAAACAAUUAUAUGAAACGCUAAAUAUGAUAAUUAAAAAGAAAUUCGGAACAAAUUAAUUUAAUCAU
Onthophagus taurus is the source of this 1349-nucleotide messenger RNA. Its product is annotated as WD repeat-containing protein 18. Gene Ontology annotation, cellular component: rixosome complex; nuclear pre-replicative complex. Gene Ontology annotation, molecular function: protein binding. Lineage: Eukaryota; Metazoa; Arthropoda; Insecta; Coleoptera; Scarabaeidae. The record is from RefSeq and is a predicted model, not a curated record. Gene Ontology annotation, biological process: rRNA processing; DNA-templated DNA replication.